CGCCCCCCCAGUGGCGCUGCCCCCUCCAAAUGAGCGAUUCGCCCGCUGGAUCUAACCCAAGGACACCCGAAAGCAGCGGCAGCGGCAGCGGCGGCGGCGGGAAGAGGCCGGCGGGGCCGGCAGCGGUGUCCCUCCUGCCACCGGCGGACCCCCUGCGCCAGGCGAACCGGCUCCCUAUCAGGGUCCUGAAGAUGCUGAGCGCUCACACCGGCCACCUCCUGCAUCCGGAGUACCUGCAGCCGCUGUCUUCCACUCCCGUCAGCCCCAUUGAGCUGGACGCCAAGAAGAGCCCAUUGGCGCUGCUGGCCCAGACUUGCUCGCAAAUCGGCAAGCCGGACCCGCCGCCCUCGUCGAAGCUCAACUCGGUGGCGGCGGCUGCCAACGGGCUGGGAGCAGAGAAGGACCCUGGCCGCUCCGCCUCCGGUGCCGCCUCCGCGUCUGCGGCGCUCAAGCAGCUGGGGGACUCCCCAGUCGAGGACAAGUCCAGCUUCAAGCCCUAUUCCAAGGGCUCCAGCGGCGAUUCCCGUAAAGACAGCGGCUCAUCCUCUGUGUCCUCCACCUCUUCCUCGUCCUCCUUGUCCCCGGGAGACAAGGCAGGCUUCAGGGUCCCCAGCGCCGCCUGCACGCCCUUUCCCCCGCAUGGAGCGCCAGUCUCCACGUCGUCGUCCUCGUCUUCGCCCGGUGGUUCCCGGGGCGGCUCCCCGCACCACUCUGACUGCAAGAACGGCGGCGGUGGGGGUGGCAGCGCGGAGCUGGACAAGAAAGACCAGGAGCCCAAGCCCAGCCCGGAGGCUGUAGCCGGCAGCCGCGGCAGCAGUGGGGAGCCUGGCUCACACGGCGGCGGUGCCGAGGUCGGCGCCUCUGGGCGCAAGUCGGAGCCGCCCUCGGCGCUGGUGGGGGCCGGCCAUGUGGCGCCGGUGUCACCCUACAAACCGGGUCACUCAGUUUUCCCGCUGCCACCCUCCAGCAUCGGCUACCACGGCUCCAUCGUGGGCGCAUACGCCGGCUACCCGUCUCAGUUCGUGCCUGGCCUGGAUCCUAGCAAGUCUGGCCUCGUGGGAGGCCAGCUGUCGGGGGGCCUGGGCCUGCCACCCGGCAAGCCCCCCAGCUCAAGCCCACUCACCGGGGCCUCCCCGCCCUCCUUCCUGCAAGGAUUAUGCCGCGACCCCUACUGCCUGGGAGGUUACCACAGCGCCUCGCACCUUGGUGGCUCCAGCUGCUCCACUUGCAGCGCGCACGACCCAGCCGGGCCCAGCCUGAAGGCCGGGGGCUACCCGCUGGUGUACCCCGGGCACCCGCUGCAGCCCGCCGCGCUCUCAUCCAGUGCCGCCCAGGCCGCGCUCCCAGGCCAUCCCCUCUACACUUACGGCUUCAUGCUGCAGAACGAACCGCUGCCACACAGCUGCAACUGGGUAGCGGCCAGCGGGCCCUGCGACAAGCGCUUUGCCACCUCAGAGGAGCUGCUCAGCCACCUACGGACUCACACGGCCCUGCCGGGCGCAGAGAAACUUCUGGCCACCUACCCUGGGGCCUCGGGCCUGGGCAGCGCCGCUGCAGCAGCUGCAGCCGCCGCCACCUGCCAUCUGCACCUCCCCCCGCCCUCCGCCCCAGGCAGCCCCGGGUCGCUGUCAUUGCGGAGUCCACACACUUUGGGGCUAAGCCGGUACCACCCCUAUGGCAAGAGCCACUUAUCCACAGCUGGGGGCCUGGCCAUGCCAUCCCUCCCCACAGCCGGACCCUACUACUCGCCAUAUGCGCUGUAUGGACAGAGACUAGCCUCAGCCUCCGCGCUUGGAUACCAGUAACUACAGCUCUUCCUCCCACCUCCUUUCUGACCCUCCCUCCUCCCUCUCCCCAGCCUCCUGGCCUGGCCGCUGCAACCUCCACUACUGCUUGUCCCUGCCAGAUUCCCCGCCCAGACCCUCCCCACUGGACUGUGUAUUUAUUUACUAUAAUGUUAGCUUACAAGCUGGGAAUAUAAGUGCAUUAACGGCCCACACGAGUCAAUGGUAUGCAAAAAGUCUGUGUUCCCCCAAAUAAUAUUAAUCACACAAGUAACGACAUGUUCCCUGCCCCUCUUCCUUUAAUUUCUUUCUUAGAUAUAAGUUUUAAUUUUUUCCUUUUUUUUUUCUUUGGUUUGGUUGUAGGGGAACAGGGAGAGUUGGGGUUCUGGGGUUCUUCUCUUUGUUUUGUUCUCCCUUCCUGGGGAGUUUCUUGCAUGCUUCUUAACCAUUAAAACUACACUUCAUUUCCCCCUUUUCCUCUUUCCCCUUCAUUCCCCCAUUUCCUCCCAUUUGAGGUUCUGUUUUUACCUUUGUACAUGGAACAGAGAGGAGAUAUUUUUUGUCAUGCAUUUGGGGAAUGCAAGGAGGGGCCUUCGUGGCAGGAGGUCUUACCUCUUUUGACCCAGAACUCUGCUCUGUGACUUCUCCCCUGCAACCCUCUCCUAGGGUCCCUGGUCUUUGUCCUGGCCCCCCGAAUUAGAGCCUUUCUCCCCUACUUGCUCUGAGCGCGGACUGAGAGAGGGGCCCCAGUGGCCUAGGACAGAGCCCUUCUACUUCCAGGCUUUUCAGGCCCCAAACAGCCAGUGGUCACACUACCCGCUGGUGGGGGCCUGUAGGGCUCAUCCUACUCGAUUAAAAGUCCUAGGAGGGCUUGCUGGCAUGAUACUUGGCUCUCUAUAUUUUGCGAAGUGCUUUUAUAGUCGUUGUUUUUCUCCGUUAUUGGGGUAGCGGUCCCUCUCCUGGCGGUGGGGGUGGCGUCUGUGAUCCUUGCUAGAUUCCUCCAAAGCAGACCAGUGGCCCCAUCUGCGGGCAGUACAACCUUUUAGCUCCGUUGGGGGAAGAUUGGGCAGCAAGGGAGCACACAUAUUUCAAUAGCCCCCUUCACCCCUUCCCAGGCCAGACCCAACAGAUUCCCCAAAGUUAGGGGCUUCCUUGGGCUCCCUCAGUGACUGGGAUUGAAGACUCAGCCCCUGGGUCUUCUUCCCCACACCGUUCUUCUUCCUGGUCUUGCGCAGCAUCGCGGGGGCUGCGGGGCCUAUUUGGGAUGAAUAGAGCUCUCCCUUGGUAAGACUUAUUUUGUUAAUAAAUGAAAUACUUGGCUAUAUUCACACCGUGGUGUGUUUCUCUCUUGCCUUACCCACCACCCCACUUCCAGAUACCUAAGCAGAUGCCUUUCUUUUAUACUUGUUUAAAAUAUCUUACAGUUUCCUUCUCAGAUUUCCAUGCA
This is a messenger RNA of Pteronotus mesoamericanus, 3231 nucleotides long. RefSeq names its product zinc finger protein 703 (gene ZNF703). NCBI's taxonomy places the organism in Eukaryota, Metazoa, Chordata, Mammalia, Chiroptera, Mormoopidae. Gene Ontology annotation, cellular component: nucleus. Bases 30 to 1805 code for a protein of 591 amino acids. The transcript has 2 exons. The record is from RefSeq and is a predicted model, not a curated record. Gene Ontology annotation, biological process: negative regulation of DNA-templated transcription.